AUGCUUCUCGUUCUCGGGGUCCUUCUGCUCCAGGCAAGACUACUAGCUCCAUGCAUGCUUUUGAAAACUACAGGUUCAUUCACAGCAGCACUAAAAUAUACUAUACCAACCUAUAAGAGCUUUGACGAAUGUGCCCAAGCAUGCUACAACGAUUUGGACUGUAUCUAUGUGGCCUACGGCAAUGGUUCUCAGAUACCUACGGAUACGUCAUGCAAUAUUUACAUGAGGGGUGGGGUAGUAUUUCCUGCACAUCCGAAAGUGUACGGAAUCAAUCGAGCAGAAAAGAGCACUUCAAGUGCAGUGUGCAGUAGCGUUGUACGAUGCGCUGCCAACCAAAACUAUACAAAGGUCAACGCUACCGACAAGCUUACAAUCGAAGAACAGCAGUGCCCAUUUAAUGCAUCAAUAGUCACCGUUAACGUCUACAAGGAUCCCACGUAUGGAUUUCAUGCAUACGCUAUGAAUGGCACCGACCCUAUACCGGGGUAUAAAAAAAUUUGCAGGUAA
Molecule: messenger RNA, 507 nt
Organism: Cooperia oncophora
Lineage: Eukaryota; Metazoa; Nematoda; Chromadorea; Rhabditida; Trichostrongylidae
Source: the annotation of a GenBank genome assembly